AUGUCGUCGCCCGGUGACAUGAUGGACAUUUCACCCCUUCCUCACAAGCAGCCCUGCUUCGUCGCUCACGUCACCCUCCCCUCGCCCUCGCCCGAACCUGUCAACGACGACGACGAUGACAUGCUCUCGUGCCAGGAGGCUCUUUCGCUUCCCAUGCCUGAGAAGCCUUCGCCCAUGCCUCUCCCCGAGCGCAAGAAGUCGUCCUUCCUCAGACCUUCCCUGGUUAGAUCCAAGGGCCACUCAUACUCGACCACAUCAGUCCCCACACAAGAACACAAGCUCCCCACAUUCAAGUUCGGUGGUGCCGGCCUCAGCUGCACCUCGAGUCCUUCAUCAGAUUGCGAGUCAUCGCCUUCAAAGUCAUAUCUUGUCCCUCCCUCUCGUCGCACUUCGCUCUGUCGCAACAACGGCUCUCCUCUGGGUUCGCAAGUCCGCAAGUCCGCCGCCGUCCGCCCUCCUCCUAGAAAGCAGGUGCGCCGUUCGCUUAGCAUGUUCCAGCACCCCGACGAUGUCAUCAAUGGCCAGCAGGACGACUACUCACAUAUCAACUCGUCUCCUUCUGUCUCCAUGGACCUCGACGAGCCCUACAAACAAAAGCUUCCUCACUUCUUCAACGAGGAAGAGCCCGACAGCCUCCCCCGUGUCAAGCAGGACACUCUCAUCAAUGUCCUCAAUGGCGACUACAACUCUCACUACGACAAGAUCUUGAUCGUUGACUGCCGUUUCGAGUACGAAUACAAUGGUGGCCACAUCAACGGUGCCGUCAACUACAACGACAAGGACAAGCUGACCACCGACUUGUUCGAACACGGCGGUGUCACUCCCAACACUCUCUUGAUCCUCCACUGCGAAUACUCCGAGCUCCGUGCCCCUCGCAUGGCCAAGUUCAUUCGCAACCGUGACCGUGCCGUCAACGACUUCCAAUACCCCAAGCUCACCUUCCCUGAGAUGUACAUUCUUGAAGGCGGCUACAGCAAGUUCUUUGCUAGCCACCGUACCAAGUGCUUCCCUCAAAGCUACGUUGAGAUGCACCACAAGGACCACGAGCAGGAGUGCGAAAAGGGCAUGGGCAAGCUCAAGCAGCGCGCAAAGCUCAACCGUGCUCAGACUUUUGCCUUUGGCCAACAGUGCAACAUGGAGGACAGUCCUACCUCCGGUAACCGCAUGGGCCCUCGUAGUCUCAGCACCAUCGGCAUCUUUGACGCCAGCCCAGACAACUCCCCUCUGAGCCACAAUCUUGUGCGUCGUCUUGCUUCGUACUAA
Messenger RNA from Aureobasidium musti, 1263 nucleotides. Lineage: Eukaryota; Fungi; Ascomycota; Dothideomycetes; Dothideales; Saccotheciaceae. The record is from the annotation of a GenBank genome assembly.